GGUUAGCAAGAUGUCUGCCCUGAAGUACGCUCUGAGCCUGCUGGCUCUCCUUGUGGUCUCCACCUGGGCUGAGGAACGCCCCGUGUCUGAGAUCCUCUGGGAAGCUAACAAGGAUGUCGUCCGCACUGAGGACGAGCCCUACGUUGUGGACGACAUCGCCUACGACAACGAGAUGGAGAGGAACGCUGACCCCUGCACUUCCCGCGGCUGCAUGUGGGGAAAGUCUAGCGACGGCAAGGUCUACGUGCCCUACACCGUCUCCAGCCAGUACUCCUCCCGCGAGCGGUCCAUCAUCGACCGCGGCCUGCAGUCCUUCUCUGGCUUCUCCUGCAUCCGCUUCGUCAAGCGCAGCAACCAGAGGGAUUACCUCAGCAUCCAGUCCCUCAGCGGGUGCUAUUCCUUCGUGGGUCGCACCGGUAACUCCCAGACGGUGUCCCUGAGUCGUCAGGGCUGCCUGUACCACAACACUGUGCAGCACGAGCUGCUGCACGCCCUGGGCUUCAACCAUGAGCAGACCCGCUCUGACCGCGACCAGCACAUCAGGGUGCUGCUGCAGAACGUCCAGUCGGGCAUGCAGCACAACUUCAACAAGAUCGCAACUCUGAACCAGGCCACCCCCUACGACUACAACUCUGUCAUGCAGUACCACAAGUACGCCUUCUCCAAGAACAACCAGCCCACCAUGUUACCCAUCCCCAACCAGAACGCCGUGAUCGGCAAGGCCACCCAGAUGAGCCAGAACGACAUCACCAGGCUGAACAGGCUGUACAAGUGCUGAGCGGGUGACCAGAACUUCCAUUUGAGAAACAACUUCCAAUCACAGUGGAGUCCAGAGUCAUCGGUUUAUAGUCUGAGGGUGUAUUGAACCAAUCACAAGGCUUGCCCUUGUGUUGAACCUUUUCUUAAUAAACCAUAGACAUCGA
Molecule: messenger RNA, 923 nt
Organism: Gadus chalcogrammus (walleye pollock)
Lineage: Eukaryota; Metazoa; Chordata; Actinopteri; Gadiformes; Gadidae
Product: high choriolytic enzyme 1-like
Exons: 8
Coding region: 11-778 (255 amino acids)
Biological process (GO): proteolysis
Molecular function (GO): metalloendopeptidase activity; zinc ion binding
Source: RefSeq, a predicted model, not a curated record